AUGACAAUCAAGGUGUGGACGACGAAGCAAGAUGGCCUGGAUAAGCUCAAGUUCACCACGGCCGAGAAACCGCAGCCCAAGGAUGGCGAAGUGCUCGUCAAAAUCAACGCGGUAUCCUUGAACUAUCGAGACACCGAAGGAAUGUAUCGAGGUCCCCGGUCUCUUCGCCAGCUCUGCUGACUGAGAUUAGUUUGUAUGGGAUUGUACAACCAGUACGUGUGCCAUAUCCUCGCAGCAGAGCGUAGUGAGGACGCCAUCCGUCCGCUUCACCAUGACGGCGUGCUUGCAAUCUGGAGACGAAAUCCCGCGCGGAACAGCCGCCCUUGCGAGUUGCAUCCGCGAUGAGCGUCGUCCAUGGCAAACAUCCGCUGCUGCAGUCUGCUUCAUCGCUCCAAAAGACGUACUGAUCCUUAUCUCUAGCCACAAGACCGUCGGUGAAGCCGAAGAGCUCGUGCCCUGUAGCGAUGCCUGUGGCACAAUUGAGGAUCCAGGCUCUUCGGCAUGGAAAGCGGGCCAGCGUGUCAUGUCCAUCUUCAAUCAGACUCAUCUGACCGGCCAAGUCAAAGAGAAGGAUAUGUUAAGCGGCAGCGGCAAGCCGCUGCCGGGUGUGCUCAGUGAGUUCCGGUGCUUAGCCGCCGAGUCUCUCGUUGCUGUGCCCGAUUACAUGACCGACGAGGAGGCCUCAUGUCUACCUAUUGCUUCUGUGACUGCCUGGAUGAGCAUCAAUGGGAUGCGCCCUCUCGGACAUCCGGCUCGAGGCGAUGGGACCGUGCUCCUGCAGGGAACCGGUGGGGUGUCUAUCGCAGGCCUCCAGAUUGCUCACGCAGCCGGUCUGAAGACGAUUAUCACAUCUUCAUCCGACGCCAAGCUGGAAAGGGCAAAACAACUCGGUGCUGACCAUGGAAUCAACUACAUAUCUCAACCGGAAUGGCAGGACGAGGUGAUGCGUUUGACAGACAACGAAGGUGCGGAUGUCAUCUUCGAGACGGGAGGAGCAAAAACCCUGCGGAAGAGCUUUGAUUGUGUUGCCUUUGGUGGCUUGAUCGAUUGUAUCGGCUAUCUUUCAGGAAAGGAGGACGACCCGAGCGACCGCAUCAACACGAACGUCCUGGCCCUUCGUCGGAAUGUCACAUUGAAAGGCAUCCUCAACGGCCCGCGAGACAGGUUCGUGGAGUUAACCAAGUUCUACGCCGAGCACGAAAUUCAUCCCGUGGUCGACAAAGUUUUCACGUUUGAACAGGCCCAGGAAGCGCUGCAAUACUUGUUCUCUGGAGGUCACUUCGGCAAAGUUGUUGUGAAGAUAGCGUGA
This is a messenger RNA of Lecanosticta acicola, 1309 nucleotides long. NCBI's taxonomy places the organism in Eukaryota, Fungi, Ascomycota, Dothideomycetes, Mycosphaerellales, Mycosphaerellaceae. The record is from the annotation of a GenBank genome assembly.